UUGGCUAGUCCCUGUCGACAAGAAAAAUAUGAUCGCGCCGCGUUUCUAUUUCGGCACGCACCCCGACCCAGAGAAAGACGGACAUACACACGGGUGAAGAAAACGAUGUAAAUCAGCGGUAUUGUUGUACCGCAAACACAUUUGCCAGAAUUAAAGUAUUAUUUGUAAGAAAAUGAGAUAGCCGUUGUUAGUUCGAAGUGGGUGGUGCUAGCAGCCUAGUGUACAGCAGUUGCAACGAGACAGGGUGCAGUGCACACCUCCCCCACAAGUCUAGCCGCUGUCACUUCCAUUUCACCCCGGUGUUUCCGUUCGAUAGGCAGUGCGCGCUGACCAUUUGGCAAUCUGUUGUCGGCACUAAAUAAACUGGUUGUGAUCGAUGGCGAAACCAGAACCAGCCCAGCAACAUGUGGAGGAGAAAGCGGAGCAGAUUGACGACGCAGAGUUGGCAUUUAAAGGAAUAAACAUGCUGCUCAACAACGGAUUCAAGGAGAGCGACGAUCUGUUCCGAAAAUACAGGACCCACAGUCCACUGAUGAGUUUCGGAGCCAGUUUUGUCAGCUUCCUGAGAAAGGCCCUGACUGACUGGUACUGUGAUUGCGGCUGUGUGUAGAAUGCCAUGAUGACGUUUGAGGAGGAGAAGAUGCAGAUGGCCUUUGAUGACCUCCGAGCCACUGAGAGACUGUGUGAGAGCGACAACACUGGGGUCAUAGAGACCAUCAAAAAAAAGAUCAGGAGGAGUGACUCCCAGAGGUCAGGGGGGGCAAUAGUAGACCGCCUCCAGAGACAGAUCAUUGUGGCAGACUGCCAGGUGUACCUCGCUGUCCUCUCUUUCAUCAAACAGGAACUCUCAUCAUACAUCAGAGGAGGCUGGAUCCUCCGCAAAGCCUGGAAGAUGUACAACAAGUGUUAUAGCGACAUCAACCAGCUGCAGGAUUGCAGCAAGAGGAGGUCCUCCGACCAGCAAGGGUCUCCCUCUCCAUCCACUGAACAGGCCAACCGCAACCAGGCCACGCCCCCAACCCAGAGGACCCUUGGGGUGAGCCCGGAGGCCCUGGAGAGGCUCAAGGGCUCGGUCAGUUUUGGCUACGGCCUGUUCCACCUGUGCAUCUCCAUGGUACCGCCACACCUGCUGAAGAUUGUCAACCUUCUGGGUUUCCCUGGCGACCGUCACCAGGGGCUGUCCGCCCUUACGUAUGCCAGUGAAAGUAAGGACAUGAAGGCCCCUCUAGCUACGUUGGCCCUCUUGUGGUACUAUACGGUAGUGCAACCCUUUUUUGCCCUGGACGGCUCAGACACACAGGCCGGCCUGAUGGAGGCUAAGGCUAUCCUCCAGAGGAAGGAGCCUGUAUACCCUAACUCCUCCCUCUUCUUGUUCUUCAAGGGCAGGGUGCAGCGCCUGGAGUGCCAGAUCAACAGUGCCUUGAUGUCCUUCCAAAAUGCCUUGGAGCUGGCUACAGACCAGAGGGAAAUCCAGCAUGUGUGUUUGUAUGAAAUAGGGUGGUGCAGUAUGAUUGAGCUGAGGUACAGUGACGCCUACAGGGCCUUUCAGCGUCUGGCGACUGAGUCACGCUGGUCCCAGUGCUACUACGCCUACCUAACUGGAGUGUCCCAGGGAGCAUCAGGAGAUCUGGAGGGGGCUGCCGCUGUCUUCAAGGAUGUGCAUACGCUUCUGAAACGGAAGAACAAUCAGAUAGAACAGUUCUCUAUAAAGAGGGCGGAGAGGCUAAGGAAACACACCCCAUCCAGAGAGCUGUGUGUCCUGGCUGUGAUCGAGGUACUUUACCUGUGGAAGGCUCUGCCGAACUGCUGCACUUCUAAGCUACAGAUCAUGAGCCAAGUUCUGCAGGAAAUAGAUGACGUCUCAAUUGCUGGCCUGAAAAACCUGCUUCUUGGUGACAUACACAGAUGUCUCGGCAACAUAAAAGACGCUAUUGAGUGCUUCCAUCUGGCUGCCGGAGAUGAGGUGGGUCGUCAGAACAACUCCUAUGUGCAGCCCUACUCCUGCUACGAGUUGGGCUGUGUUUUACUGGACAGCCCUGAGUCUGAAGUGAAGGGCAGAGCUCUGAUGCUUCAGGCCAAGGAUGACUUUUCUGGCUAUGACUUUGAGAACAGGCUCCAUGUACGCAUCCACUCAGCUCUGGCUUCCAUGAGGAAGGAGGUGGCCCCACCCUGACUACUGCCCCAUUCCUCCACCAUACAUCCACCCUAGCUCUGCGUUGAGGGUAGAAGGAUCUGGAAACGACUCCAGAAGCCAUCUUGAUCUUCACAGCACUGUGAUUGUUCACUGCAAUGUGUUUGUUUCAGUUGACUUAUGUUUGUAUAAUGAAUGUGCCAUCAAGUUUGUAAUGCGUAGUUUACAGUAAAUCUCCUGGAGGGAUAGUGUAGACUACUGGAGUGUAAUUGUGUGUUUCAACCAGAUCAAAUAUGUACAGUAGUUGCUGCUGGGAGGCAAAUGUAACUCUUUUACCAAGGAAAAAUAUAUUGGGGAAAAAUCGGUCAGUGGGGCGGAAGUUAGUCUAAUGGUUAAGAGCGUUGGGACAGUAACUGAAAGGUUGCUGGUUCAAAUCCCUGAGCCGACUAGGUGAAACAUCAGUCGACAUGCCCUUGAGCAAGGCACUGAACCCAAUUACUCCUGAGUCUGCUAAAUGGCUAAAAUGUGAAUAGUAUAAUAAUAUCUUUCUCUACCAUAAGAUAUGAAAUGGUUCAGAUUGAAAAGUGUGUAUGCCAUUGUGUAUGACACUUCAUUAUAAAGCAGUGAACUUGUGCCAUAGCAACCCUACUGUCUAGGUUUCUGCCAGAUGACCUCAAUGUCCUGUUGAUCUUACAGUAGUAAACAAUCUGAAUGCACAAUCCCUAUGCUACUACUCCUCACCUGGCCUUUGUCACUGUAAAUUGAUGCCAACCCUUUCAUCACCUUAGGUUAUAGACAUUGUGAAUCCAUUAUAGAUGGUAAUAUAAGCAGAUUUCCUCAAACAUGUUACAACAUUGUUACUUAAAAAAAAAUGUUUUUACUGGUUUUAAUAACAAGUGUAUUGAUAUUUAAAGGGAAACCACCUAUUCAUAUCAGUGUAAAUAUGUAACUGUACUUUAAUACUAUAGAUAUGUUACUAGCUAAAUUACAUUGUCCUUUUGACACUCACUUAUGGGUAUAACAUCUACACUGUAGGCCUACUCUGCUGUACUUGUAUUUGCUGGAAACUGGUUUUCCUUUGUUGCUUUGAUUUUUUUAAGUAUAAGAUCAUGUGUUAAAACAAUACAUCUCUUAAAUCUAUGGCCAUUUUAUUUCCAUAAUGUGUUUUAAGAUGCAUGUAGUCUCAUUAUUUAUUUGUAAGGGACAAUGCAUCUCAAUUAACAUUUCUGUAAAUGGCAGAUUUGGCCAGCUGGCUAGUUUUCAUCUGUAGCUUAGUUCUUUGGCAGUUACAUUUUUAUUUAUUUUAUCACUAACAGGCUUUAAAAGACUACAAGCAAUAAAUUCUAAUUAGUUAUAAAAUAAUGAUUGACUGUGGUGUUAAGGCAGCCUUCAGGUGCUUUAUAGUUGAAAGUUAAAUCAACCCUUGCCGAUAGUGAUGAAAAUGUCCAUAUUAUUUGAUGUAGAAGUAUGAUAAAUUGUCAGGUAACCUAUCUGAUAUGCCUCGUUCAAAACAACUGGUAACGCGGAGCUCGGAAAACUGCCAACUUCUAAUUUCAAUUAUUUUCAAGACCACUGUUAACUGUGAAAAAACGAGCUCAGACUGGGGAAAAAUCUAUUUGAACGGUCAUCCAACUUGGAGUUCCAGCUCGGGAAGUCGAGCCUCUUUCUAGAGCUCCGGUUUUACGAUCACUGACAUCAUGAUUUGACCUCGUAUUUUUCCGAGUUCCCAGUUGUCAUGAAGGCAGCAAUAGUUGGAUCGCGUGCUGCACAGUAGCAGUCCAAUUUUAGCUAGCCUAGGUGCGCGGGAAAACGUCAUUAUUUCUUGACAAUAAUACACCUGACAUUAUGACGCAAUCAUAAGUGAGCGUGAUGUUAUCUCAAGGGCAGCCAUCUAUUUAGAUAUGUCUAAAUACAUGGCUCUCAUCUUAAAUAGCUUUUCAUUGGUGCUCACUGCGCUAAGGACAACUCUUCAAUUCAAGUCCAACAAGGAAUGCGUUUGACCAGUAAAUAAUAAUUGUAAGUAAAUAAUCCAACAUUUAGAUUUUCACAUUGGCCAUUGGAAGUAGACAAAACAAAUGUUUAAUUUCGUGCAUGAACGCUUGUGUUCAUUAGCAGUUAAAUGCCUCAUCCGCGUAGAGUGUUGAAUAUUCCCACGGGAUUCAAGGAUUUGAUUGAGGGAAUGAGCAAGGCUGUGGUAAAGUAUCAACCGGAAACUAUUCCUGCCUUCACAGCGGUCUUCUAUGCGCUUCUUCUCUGCAGAGACGGUAGGCUAUUCUGUUGUUGAAUUCUAGUAGACCACACUAGACUGAUGCAUGUAGCACUUCGAAACAUUUGAUUAUUGACCUACUCACUUUGCAUUGUUUCACAGAGAAACCAAGCAUGACAAUAAAUGAUCUUAUAAAAGAA
This is a messenger RNA of Salmo salar (Atlantic salmon), 4537 nucleotides long. The record is from RefSeq and is a predicted model, not a curated record. NCBI's taxonomy places the organism in Eukaryota, Metazoa, Chordata, Actinopteri, Salmoniformes, Salmonidae.